AUGCUUACGGUGAAUCAUUGCUGCCAAAAUAUUGGAGCUCCUUGUACAGGAACAUAUGUUCGUCAUUGUUGUGGUAAAUUACGUUGUGAAUAUGACACAUUGGGCUUUGGAAUUUGUCAGAAAUUCAGUGCUGCACAAACUACUGUAAAUUUUUUGUUUGCCUUUGACCAUUGCAUUGAUCACAUAAUAAGAAAGCCAACACACAUAGAAGUAAAGAGUAAAUUCUUGGCGAACAUCAAGUCUUUUCCUAGCAUUUAUACAAACCAGACUUUCAAAAUCGAUUUCUUUUUCUAA
Heterobilharzia americana is the source of this 294-nucleotide messenger RNA. The record is from the annotation of a GenBank genome assembly. NCBI's taxonomy places the organism in Eukaryota, Metazoa, Platyhelminthes, Trematoda, Strigeidida, Schistosomatidae.